Messenger RNA from Dioscorea cayenensis subsp. rotundata (Guinea yam), 2375 nucleotides. Its product is annotated as oligopeptide transporter 5-like. The transcript has 7 exons. The record is from RefSeq and is a predicted model, not a curated record. Gene Ontology annotation, molecular function: oligopeptide transmembrane transporter activity. Gene Ontology annotation, biological process: transmembrane transport. Lineage: Eukaryota; Viridiplantae; Streptophyta; Magnoliopsida; Dioscoreales; Dioscoreaceae. The coding region runs from base 39 to 2273 and encodes 744 amino acids.
UAAUAGUGAGCAAAGCUCAUCACCAAUAUUAAUCAUCAAUGGAGGUGCUUCAUGAGUUCACAAAACCACAAACUCCAGACAAGAUGAUAGAGGAGGUUAAUGACAGUCCAAUUGAAGAAGUUCGACUCACCGUUCCAAUCACUGAUGAUCCAACAUUGCCUUGCCUGACAUUCAGAACAUGGACCAUAGGUCUAACAGCAUGUGUGUUGCUCUCCUUUGUGAACAUAUUCUUCGGUUAUCGCCAGAAUCCGAUCAGUAUAUCAUCGGUCUGUGUUCAGAUAGUGAGCUUACCAAUUGGGAAACUGAUGGCAACCUCACUGCCAACCAAGCUUGUAAGAAUUCCGCUCACAAACUGGUCCUUCUCGCUCAACCCCGGACCGUUCAGCUUGAAAGAACAUGUCCUUAUUACACUCUUUGCGAAUGCCGGUGCCAGCGGACCUUUUGCACUCGACAUUGUCACCCUUAUGAAGGCCUUUUAUCAUCGACGUAUCAAUCCAGUUGCUGCUUUAUUGCUAUCCCAUUCAACACAAUUACUGGGAUAUGGAUUUGCUGGAAUGUUUAGGAAGUACCUUGUGGACUCUCCUUACAUGUGGUGGCCGGGAAACCUUGUAGCGGUCUCACUCUUCAGGGCACUGAAUGAGGAGGAGAAGAGGCCAAAAGGCCGCCUCUCAAGACUGCAGUUCUUCAUGAUAGUCCUCAUCUCGAGCUUCGCCUACUACAUUGUCCCCGGCUAUUUCUUCCCUUCAAUAAGUGCUCUCUCCUUUGUCUGCUGGAUAUGGAAGAAUUCCAUCACGGCGCAGCAAAUUGGCUCUGGCUACAACGGGUUUGGAAUCGGCUCCUUCGGACUUGACUGGACUACCGUGUCAGGCUUCCUCGGGAGCCCAUUGGCAAAUCCUGCAUUCGCCAUCAUCAACAAAAUGGCAGGGUUUAUACUUGUAGCAUAUGUCAUAAUUCCAAUUGCCUACUACACAAAUGCAUACAAUGCCAAGCGAUAUCCUAUAUUUACUUCCAACGUCUAUGAUUCUAAAGGGCACCCCUACAACAUUACUCGUGUCCUCAACAACAAGACUUUCUCAAUAGAUUAUGAUGCAUAUGACAGUUAUGGCAAGAUGAAUGUCAGUAUGUUCUUUGCCUACAGAUAUGGGUUCGCAUUUGCCACACUUAUGGCUUCUCUCACUCAUGUUGCACUCUUCUACGGCAGGACAAUCUGGGAUUUGUGGCGGAAGGCUGCGGCGACAACUCAAGAUAAGUUUUUGGAUGUCCAUGGAAGAAUUAUGAAGAGAAACUAUGAACAAGUGCCACAAUGGUGGUUUAUGACCAUCUUGGUCUUAACUCUGGGUCUCUCCUUCUUCACCUGUGAAGGAUUCAAUAGACAGUUGCAGCUACCAUACUGGGGGAUCUUGUUUGCAUGCGCCAUGGCUCUGUUUUUUAUGCUUCCUAUAGCAGUGCUAAUAGCCACAACAAACCAGGGAUCUGGGAUAGGAGUCAUCACAGAGAUGAUUUUUGGGUACCUAUACCCCGGGAGACCUUUGGCCAAUUUGACGUUCAGGUGCUAUGGAGUUACUGCCAUGGGACAAGCUCUAUGGUUCAUAAGCGACUUCAAGUUAGGCUACUACAUGAAAAUCCCACCAAAAUCCAUGUUCAUCAUGCAGUUAGCCGGGACGAUAGUUGCAUCCACUGUCUCGUUUGGCACGGCAUGGUGGCUAUUAACCAACAUCAAAGAUAUAUGUCAUGCAGAUUUGUUACCUGCAGGAAGCCCAUGGACAUGUCCUGGGGAAGAUAUGUCCUACAAUAUAAGUAUCAUUUGGGGUGUUGUUGGACCAAACAGAAUUUUUGGCUCCCGGGGACUCUACACAAAAAUGAAUUGGUUCUUUCUAGUUGGUCUUUUUGCCCCAGUGCUGGUGUGGUUGUUAGCUUGGGCAUUCCCUAAGAAGAAGUGGAUCGCACUUAUCAACAUGCCGGUAAUCUUUGAGGCAAUAUUGCCCAUGCCCGCAGCCAAAUCAGUGCACUACAUAUCUUGGUGCAUUGUUGGGAUAUUCUUCAACUCAUUCAUAUAUCGAAAAUAUAAGAAUUGGUGGGCAAGGCAUACCUAUGUGUUGUCUGCUGGUCUAGAUGCAGGUGUUGCCUUUUUGGCUGUGCUUGCCUUCUUCGGUUUGCAGAACUACAAGAUAUAUGGGUUGCAAUGGUGGGGAAAUCAAAGUAACGACCACUGCCCUUUGGCAGCAUGCCCAACUGCUCCAGGAAUAGUAGUCAAGGGUUGUCCAACUUUUUAAGGUACAGAAUCACACCAGUUCUCCUUCUUUCUUCCUAUUUUUAGAUCCUGACAAAUCUUAUCUACAAUAAAAGCAGCAAAUAUAAGUAAGCAUUACAGAUUA